CCCUGUUUGGUCCUUUUCCAAACGGAAGCUGCGUUGUUUACCCUUUCCAAGAUGGCGGCGGGCAUGUAUCUGGAGCAUUAUUUGGACAGUAUAGAAAACCUUCCCUUCGAGCUGCAGAGGAACUUUAAUUUGAUGAGAGAUCUCGAUCAACGCACAGAGGACUUAAAAGGACAGAUUGACUCUCUGGCUAAAGAAUACACGUCUAACGCCCGGACUCUGUCAUCUGAGCAAAAACUCUCCCUACUGAGGCAGAUUCAGCAGUCCUACAGCAAAUGCAAGGAGUUUGGGGAUGAUAAGGUGCAGCUGGCUAUGCAGACCUAUGAAAUGGUCGACAAACACAUCCGCCGCCUUGACACAGACCUGGCUCGAUUUGAAGCUGAUCUGAAAGAAAAACAGAUUGAGAGCACUGACUAUGAUUCCACCUCCAGUAAAGGAAAGAAAGGAGAAUCCAGACAGAAGGAGAAGAAGGCUGCUAAGACAAGAUCUAAAGUGAAGAGCUCAGAUGAAGAUGGAAGUCCCAAGAGUGCGCAGAAGAAAGUCAAACUUUUUCAGCAAGGGGAAUUCAACAGCCCUUCAUCCAACUUUGGCAACGUUCAUCCAUCCGAUGUGCUGGACAUGCCUGUGGACCCAAAUGAACCCACCUACUGUUUGUGCCAUCAGGUGUCCUAUGGCGAGAUGAUUGGCUGUGACAACACCGACUGCUCCAUCGAGUGGUUCCAUUUUGCAUGUGUGGGCUUAACAACCAAACCACGGGGAAAAUGGUACUGCCCACGCUGCUCUCAAGACAGAAAGAGAAAGUGAUUCAACUGGUCACUGAGGAC
This is a messenger RNA of Cyprinodon variegatus (sheepshead minnow), 821 nucleotides long. It is a transcript of the gene ing4, whose product is annotated as inhibitor of growth family member 4. Lineage: Eukaryota; Metazoa; Chordata; Actinopteri; Cyprinodontiformes; Cyprinodontidae. Gene Ontology annotation, cellular component: nucleus. Gene Ontology annotation, biological process: regulation of DNA-templated transcription; positive regulation of apoptotic process. The record is from RefSeq and is a predicted model, not a curated record. The coding region runs from base 52 to 801 and encodes 249 amino acids. The transcript has 8 exons.